AUGAGUAAAGGAUUUAUUAUUCUAGUGGGAUAUGGUUUAUUACUCUUGGUUUUGUCAAUCUCGCGAAAUAUUCACUGUUUGUUGUGCGAUGUCAGCAAGCCAUUCAAAGGUUUUCUGUCGCAUAUCCGGCAAAAGCACCUCAAUUACCAACGUUAUAAAUGCACGAAAUGUUUGUUUAAAUCUGAUGAUGAAAAUGACGCUAUCUUGCACUCUUUCGAAAAAAAUCAUGAUCUGAAGUUCGAUAAAGCUAACUAUCAAGAACACCUAGCAGUUAAAAUCUUCCGGGACUGCUGUAGUGAGCAAUUUGCUAUUCGACAUGGAAUGGGAAAGCAAGAAGACGUUAUCUCGGAGCUAUCAAAGAAAAGAAGCAAUUGGAAUUCAGGUCCAGAUAUUCGAAAGAUAUGUAAUUCAAAAAAAGCCAAGAAGAAGACGAAUGACCCAUGUUCCUCCAGUUUAUUGGAGCGUGAAGGAAAUUUGCAAAUGAUGCUGGAAAACCAAGAGAAUUGUGGAGUUGCUCCGAACCCAACAGAAUAUCCAAAUGAUGAAGAAAAACCCGAAUCGAGAAUUCACAUUACCAAAAUUAUUUCGAAGGCUACUGCUGAUCAUAGUGAAUCCUGUAAAUUAUCAGAACUUGAUAAGCAAACAGUUUAUGCCUCAGGAUUGUUCUCUGGCGCGUUGGAAAAUGCUAAAACUAUUAAUUCUGACAAACUUUUAAAUGCUUUUGCUGUUAAUAACGUUGUUUCGAUUGAUGGAGAAGGCAGCAGAUUCGACAUGAAGACUUCUGGUACUAAAAAACGGGCUGUAGAGAAUAAUUCUGUUUCAUUGGUUGCAACAUCGCAGUUCAACACUGCAUGUCAUAAAUGCGGCAGGGACGUGGGUGUCGAUUACAUUGCUAGGAAAACGCAUGCUUUACAAUUUCACUUUAGCCAAGAUGACGAUCCGGAAAUCACCGAAUUGCUACCAGCUACUGUAAAAGCUUGUUUUCCUCAUUCCUUAUCUUGGAGUGAUUAUCAGUGCACAGAGUGUGGAAAGACAUUGGGAACAUAUCGCAGUCGAAGAAACCAUGUUUUAAAAGAGCAUUUUUAUUGGUCUGCCAUCUGUCCACUCUCUGGUUGUACUACCGUUAUCAGUGCUCUUGACAGUCUAAAGAAACAUUUCAAGUUAGAACAUAAUAUUUCGAUAUUGAAAAUGUCAAAAGGAUUGAAACAGAAGCUUAGGAAGAUAGAGAAUGACCGAAAAAAUGAUUUACUUCACAAGUCAAGUCACUGUUUCCCCUGCUCGUUACCACCAAAGAGACAAGUUGCCGUCAAGGAGUCAGCAAAUGAUAGUAAGCAUUUACCGAAAUCAAGCAUUACAUCCGUUCUCUUUUCCCUCCUACAUCCUCAGCACAUUAACAUCGCGAAGAAAAAAAAUGUUGCAUAUUCAUCGUCUGAUACUGAAUCCAGUUCUGUAGAAAAUGAAGAUGAUUCAGGAAUGAAAGGCGAAAAGCAUGAUGUAGUGAAUGAAGAAAGUAAAAUGUAA
Molecule: messenger RNA, 1521 nt
Organism: Cercopithifilaria johnstoni
Lineage: Eukaryota; Metazoa; Nematoda; Chromadorea; Rhabditida; Onchocercidae
Source: the annotation of a GenBank genome assembly